Messenger RNA from Sinocyclocheilus grahami, 3963 nucleotides. RefSeq names its product nuclear factor 1 A-type-like. The record is from RefSeq and is a predicted model, not a curated record. Lineage: Eukaryota; Metazoa; Chordata; Actinopteri; Cypriniformes; Cyprinidae. Gene Ontology annotation, biological process: regulation of transcription by RNA polymerase II. Gene Ontology annotation, molecular function: RNA polymerase II cis-regulatory region sequence-specific DNA binding; DNA-binding transcription factor activity, RNA polymerase II-specific. The coding region runs from base 856 to 2430 and encodes 524 amino acids. The transcript has 12 exons. Gene Ontology annotation, cellular component: nucleus.
CGCAUUUCUCUUGUCCCGCAUGUGUAUGGCUCUCGUGCCGAUAUUGAGGGCGCUGUGCUGAUGGAAGAGCCCAAGAGUUUGAACGGCAAAAGUGAACGGGAGCUUCGUCUCAGCGGACUCGAAUCGUGCGCUUGCUUCACUUUUUUCCCCUCUGCCUCUCUCUCUCUCUCCCUCGAAACUAACCGCGACACAAGUGGCAGCUUUUGCAACAGGGGGUUUUAAGGAUAUUACAAUCUUGCUAAGCUUGCCGAGCCCUCCUCGCUGCUCGUAAAUCCGCCUCAGUUUUGCUUCGCACCGCCACAUGCCUCACGGCGGAUGCAAGCGCGCGGCGCGGCGCUAUAAGAGACAGCGACGAAUGAACCAAGCGCGAGUUUGAUAACGCAUCCGGACGACUUUUUCUAUCCUUUUUUUCUAUUCAAAUGACCGCAAGAUGAAAUAAUCGCUCCUCUCGGCGCUUCAUCACCACACUUUCAUUCACUCAUGGCUCUGUGAAAUCUCCGUGUACUUCCAGCCAUCCGUCGUCGGGACUUUUCUCUAAGGCUGCACUUGAUGAUAAUGCCGAAAGUUUGGAUAUACGGCUUUAGCAGUACAGUACAGUAGAUGUGUGUAACUCGAGGCGGGGUUAAAGUUCAGCUCUAUGGAGCGCUGAAGCGUCGCGCGCACUUCGCAGAGUUGGAAAUGUGAAAGCAAGAAGCAAGGCUUUAUUUUCCCUCUCUCCCUUCUUCUCUGUCUCUCUUUUUUUCUCUCUUUCUUUUCAUACACACAUAUACAUACACACCCCAUACAAUCACACACGCACGCACGCACACACACACAACAUAUACAUCGCCAGUUCAAGAGUUAAAACCGACGGAUAUGUAUUCUCCGCUAUGCCUAACUCAGGAUGAAUUCCAUCCUUUCAUUGAAGCACUGCUGCCCCAUGUGAAAGCGUUUUCCUACACUUGGUUCAACUUGCAGGCCCGCAAGAGAAAAUACUUCAAGAAGCACGAGAAGCGCAUGUCUAAGGAAGAGGAGCGAGCCGUGAAGGACGAGCUGCUAAGUGAGAAGCCGGAGGUCAAGCAGAAGUGGGCAUCGCGGUUGCUGGCCAAACUCCGCAAGGACAUCCGGCCGGAGUUCCGCGAGGAUUUUGUGCUCACUGUCACCGGGAAGAAGCCCCCUUGCUGUGUGCUCUCCAACCCCGACCAGAAGGGCAAGAUAAGGAGAAUCGACUGCCUGCGUCAGGCGGACAAAGUGUGGCGCUUGGACCUGGUCAUGGUGAUUUUAUUCAAAGGUAUUCCGCUUGAAAGUACUGACGGCGAAAGGCUGGUUAAGUCUCAGCAGUGCUCGAAUCCAGGGCUGUGCGUGCAGCCGCAUCACAUAGGAGUUUCCGUAAAGGAGCUCGACCUGUACUUGGCCUACUUUGUGCAUGCAGAAACAGGGCAGUCUGAAAGUCCGAACCAGCCCAGUGAAAGCGACAUCAAGGACCAGCCAGAAAAUGGGCACCUUGGCUUCCAGGACAGUUUCAUCACAUCAGGUGUCUUCACCGUCUCUGAGCUCGUGCGAGUCUCACAGACCCCCAUCGCAGCAGGGACGGGGCCCAACUUCUCGUUGGCAGACCUGGACAGCUCUUCCUACUACAGUAUGAGUCCUGGGGCCAUGAGGCGCCCCCUACCCAGCACUUCUUCUAGCAGUUCUGCAAAGCGGAUCAAAUGCAUGGAGGAUGAGGUGGACAGCCCGGGAGAGGAGUCCUACUACCCAGGUCAGGGACGCUCGCCUGGAAGCGGCAGCCAAGCCAGCAGCUGGCAUGAAGUAGAGCCAGCUGGAUAUAAACUGCGUGGCUCGCUAGCUAGUUCGUUCAUCUCAAGACAAGGGAUGCCAUCGCCUACCACAUUAAAGAAGUCAGAGAAGUCUGGUUUCAGCAGCCUUGUGCCUUCGCAGACCACUUCCCCUCGAACGGCAUUCACACACCAUCAUCGACCUGUCAUUACAGGACCCAGAGCGAGUCCUCACGCCACGCCGUCAAGUCUUCAUUUCCCGACAUCGCCAAUCAUUCAGCAGCCUGGCUCGUACUUCUCCCACCACGCCAUCCGCUACCACCCCCAGGAGACGCUCAAGGAGUUUGUCCAACUUGUCUGCCCUGACAGUAGUCAGCAAGCUGGACAGGUGGGCUUCCUUAAUCCCAACGGGAGCAGUCAUGGGAAGGUGCACAACCCGUUCCUGCCCACUCCCAUGUUGCCGCCUCCUCCGCCUCCCCCAAUGGCGCGACCCGUGCCCCUGCCCGUGCCAGACUCCAAACCUCCCUCCACCUCCACCGAGGGAGGCGGCAACUCCCCCAACUCUCCAACCUACUCCACGCCGAGCACGUCUCCCGCUCAGCGCUUUGUCAGCGUGGGCCCCAGAGACCCCAGCUUUGUAAAUAUCCCUCAGCAGCCUCAGUGGUACCUGGGCUAAAGACUCCCGACACGGACCGGCCGCUCCCGAGGUCACACGACCACCCCCUCUGUCUCCCCUGAGUACGACCCGCAAACAUGUACACCAGUCUGAACAGAGAGAAGCCACUUGCUGCCCCAGUACCGGACAGACCCACAGCAUGGCUCCAGCAGAACCCCGCCAAGCCCUGGAACAAGAGGAACCGACUCAACGCGCUUACACCCACUUACUAUAUAUCUAUAUAGUCCAUAUGUAUUCUUCCAUAUGUAUGGUUUACAUGCCUAUAUUCAUAUAUAGUAGCUGUCCAGCUCUUCUGAGGGUGGAGCUCGAAAAAAAAAAAAGAAGAGCUUUCUUUUCUCGGAAACGUGCACGUUUUUUUUCUUCUUUUGUUUGUUUUUGUUGUGUUUUUGGUUCACCCUCACAGAUAGACGAGGAAAACGUAACAUGACGCAAUCAAAGAGCUUCCCGCUUCUGUGCCUGUGGUCUUAAAGUGAAUUCUAAGGCGUUUCCAACGCAGUCUACGGCCAAGGGUCGCAAACCCACAACCACCCGGAGGUCGGAGCUCUGCCUUUCAAUCACUCGUGUUUUGACGGAUCAAUACGGUUUUUGUAUCGGUGAACGUUGGAGGUUUCGCCUGGGUCAGAUAUGCCACCAGCUAAAAAUCUCUAUUGCGUCUGCUGGCCAGGACCAUUUCCUCCCCUUUCCACCAUCAUCACCACCACCAUCAAAACCAUGUCAGAUCAAGAACUUUCAAGGACUCAACCAAACCCAUUUUUUCAGUUGUUUUGUGUCAUUUUGGGGCAGGCGAUGAAGUCAUGAACGGUGAUGUUUGAAAUCAGGUCAUUUUACAGUAUGCUAACGGGAGAUCUCCCCACUUGGAGGCAUGUUCAUAUUUUGUGUUUUUCGUACAAAAUUCAUCGCGAUUCUUUCUAAUCUUCCUAAACCCCAGCGGAAGGUCUUUCACACACCAAGGGCCAAGUGAAGGUUCGAUCUUCCAUAAACUGCAAGAAAAGGUUAACCGUGAAUACUGAAUUGAGGAAAGUGCAAUUUUGUUGGGUAGAUGUUGGAUUGUUAAAUAUCUUUGUAAGAUAGAUCGUUGAAGCGAUUGUUGAAAAGUAUAUAUAUAAAUAUAUAUAUUUUUCUUCCUAGUCCGUUCACACCUCCAGGACUCUAAAAUAUCGGUGUACAAAAAAGAAAAAAAAACACGUAAAGAGGAAAAUAGAACAAAUAGCCUUGUGAGAAAUAAGGGGAGCUGUAAUUGAUUUUUCUGUUGUUGUUUUUUAUGUGUUUGUUUGUUCAUCUUUUGUUAGAAUUGUAGAACAAAUAUCCCUUUAAGAAAUAUCAACGUUUAAACAAUCAAUUUAGUUCAUUUCCAAAAUGCUACAGCAAAUAUUUUAAUUUAACUGAGCACAUAAUGAAAUACGUAAGAAAAUUAGCCGUUUGCGAAAUCAUGAAUGAAAAAAUCGACUGUUUAAAUGCGAACGCAAGAGGCGAAAUACUGAACUAACUUCCUCGCGGACACUUUCGAAAGCGUCGUGCAAAAAUGUGAAGAUC